UGCUAAUAUCAUUUUUAAAUGCUUUCUGAGCUUUUUUAGAUUAAAAAAUAUUAUUUUGAUUGAAGAGAAGCAAAACAAUUCCCUGUGACAAAGAGAUGGAUAACUGGAAGAUCCAGCUUGUUGUUGUGACUUUUUGUGCUUUAGUGCAAACUUAUCAGGCGCUGUCUUCUACUGUGGAAGAGGAAAGAGGGUUACCAAAAGACUGGCAGGAUGAGUCUCUGGAGGCAGGUCUGACCCAGCCGAUGAUCAGUCUGAUGAAAAGAUCAAAAGCCCUUCGCUUCUAUGGACUCAUGGGGAAACGCUCAGGUACAAAGAAGCCUUUUCAAGUAAACAGACGAAAUAAAGGAGAGACGUUUGUGGGCCUGAUGGGAAGAAGCAUUUCGAGUGGCGAAUCUUUAGCCAGAAUAAUUCCACCUGUAACAACCACUGCGAUCGAUGUUUCGGAGGAACCACACAAGCAAGCAAAUUAA
Dicentrarchus labrax (European seabass) is the source of this 470-nucleotide messenger RNA. RefSeq lists its product as uncharacterized. Bases 96 to 470 code for a protein of 124 amino acids. NCBI's taxonomy places the organism in Eukaryota, Metazoa, Chordata, Actinopteri, Moronidae. The record is from RefSeq and is a predicted model, not a curated record. The transcript is spliced from 6 exons.